AUGUUGGGACAAGAGGAUGAGUUGACACACACAGAAAGGGCAAUAUACUACCUAAGCAAGAAGUUUACCGAAGGGGAAUCUAAUUAUCCGGAGAUCGAGAAGAUGUGUUUUGCGUUGCUAUGGGUCAUGCAAAGACUCCGACAGUACACGCUCUAUCACAUAAUCCGCUUGUUGUCAAAAGCGGAUCCCUCCAUGAGGAACAUCGCAAAAUGGCUCUGCCAACUGACAGAGUAUGACAUCGAAUAUGUGUCUCGCACGUCAGUCAAAGGGCAAGCAAUCGCCAACCACCUAGCGGAAUUCCCAAUUGAGGAUGACACACCGAUUAAUUCUUACUUCCCGAACGAAGGGAUUCUCCAAGUAGACAAUGAGGAGGAUGAGCCAACGUGGAAGAUGUACUUCGACGGGGCGGUCAAUUCCGCAGGGUCCGAAGUCGGCGCAAUGCUGAUAUCCCCGGACGGGCACCAUUAUCCGGUUGCUGCGAAAGUGGCUGAAUACAAGGCGUGCAUCCUUGGCCUACGAGCAGCAAUUGACUUCAAGGUGAAGGAGUUGGAAGUGUUCAGUGACUCCAUGCUCACGAUCUUCUAG
Molecule: messenger RNA, 585 nt
Organism: Punica granatum (pomegranate)
Lineage: Eukaryota; Viridiplantae; Streptophyta; Magnoliopsida; Myrtales; Lythraceae
Source: RefSeq, a predicted model, not a curated record